Messenger RNA from Portunus trituberculatus (swimming crab), 5960 nucleotides. It is a transcript of the gene mon2, whose product is annotated as protein MON2 homolog. The coding region runs from base 264 to 5423 and encodes 1719 amino acids. The transcript is spliced from 33 exons. Lineage: Eukaryota; Metazoa; Arthropoda; Malacostraca; Decapoda; Portunidae. The record is from RefSeq and is a predicted model, not a curated record.
UCAAGUUGUUUAUAGCUUGACAUUUCUAAGCCUUGCCAACUCAGCUGUGUUUUGUUUUGAUCACAAGUGCUUUGGAAGAUCUGGGCGUGUUAGCUGCAGUGAGGAUGCCAAGUGGAGUGUUGGGCGGCGCCAGCUCGGAGUAGAGGCCCCGAGGCAGCCUCCACCGCCCACCGCGCCUGGAAACGGCCAAGAAAGAACUGCAAUCUUAAGUUGUAACUGAAAUCAAGGUGAUUGAGGUUUAUAAUCAUCACUGACCAUCAACCAUGACUACCUCAGCCAGUGACGGAAAAGCUGCCAAGAUGUUAGAUGCACUGCAGAGUGACCUCAAAGCUCUAUGUAUGGAAACCAAGAAGAGAUACCCACAUAUUAAAGAUUCAUGUGAGGAAGCAAUCAUCAAGGUUCGGGGAGCAUCCAUGAAUCCCCAGUCAUCUCUCUCCCAGAUCACCUCCCAAGUUCUCUAUCCUCUUGUACAAGCAGCAGAAACAAAGGACCCAAAGAUUGUUAAGCUGUCUCUGACCUUGAUGCAGCGACUGAUAGUAGCAGAUGUGGUAGAUACCAACAGUGGAGAGCAUGUGGUGGAAACACUAUGGAUGCUAAUGGAAGCUGGGAUUGAGGAACUGAAAGUCUUACAGACUGUGACUCUGCUCCUUACUACCAGUGCUGUCAUUCAAGGAGCAACUCUUGCCAAGGCUCUUGUUCUUUGCUUUCGUCUCCAUUUCACAAAAGAUGCAACAGUUGUUAAUACUGCAAGUGCAACUGUACGUCAGCUUGUUAGUGUUGUUUUUGAGCGCGUUGUAGCUGAAGAUGCAAAGUACUACAAAGAAGAAAGUAGUGGUAUCAGCACCACUGAGGAAGAGGUUGAAGAACAUAUCAACCUGGAGGAACUGAAGGUGCUAAGUGCCAAUUCCCCCAAGACUCUACAUCCAGCUGCUGCUGAUGCAUAUCUCAUGUUCCAGGAUUUAGUGCAGUUAGUAAAUGCAGACCAGCCUCUAUGGCUCCUUGGUCUCACUGAGAUGACAAGAACCUUUGGUUUAGAACUUUUGGAAUCCGUCCUCACAACUUUCCCAACUGUAUUUUACAAUCAUACUGAAUUCAACUUCCUAUUGAAGGACAGAGUAUGUGCUUUGGUGAUAAAGCUGUUCUCCCCCAAUAUAAAGUAUCGCACAUCAGUGCCCGCCAGCAUGCAGCAAGCAACGCCACUUGACAAACCUUACUUCCCGAUAGCAAUGAGGCUGCUUCGCGUGGUGUCUGUAUUAAUUCAGAAAUACUACCCUCUUCUGGUGACACAGUGUGAAAUAUUUUUAUCACUUAUGGUGAAGUUCCUUGAUGGUGAUAGGCCAAUGUGGCAACGGGGUCUGGCUCUAGAGGUCUUGCAUAGACUGGCAACACAACCAAACCUUUUACAGAGUUUUUGUACAAAUUAUGACAUGAAGCCACAUGCCACCAAGAUUUUUCAGGACAUAGUGAAUAGUCUAGGUGCAUUUGUACAGUCCCUCUUCAUAUCUCCACAAUCAAGUGCUGCAUCCCAGUUGAGCAGUAACAGUCCAGGAGGGGGACAGGGACAGUCUCCUGCUCUCUUGGCUGGCAUGCCAGUGGGUCCUGGAGUAUCUCCCCAGCCAGCCUUCUUUUACAGGGGUGUCUAUCUUCCUCUCUGCAUCAGUAUUCCUACUGGGCAGGCAAAGUCCUCUUACUUGGAGAUGUUAGAUAAACUUGAACCUCCCACAAUCCCUGAUGGCUAUGGAGUGAGUGUGGCUUACUACUGUCUCCUUGACAUCAUUCGUUCCAUCCACCUGGUUAUGAUGGGCCCCAAUGCUCCAGCUGAGGGACACUCAGGUGUGAAUGAACAGUAUGACCCUAGUGAGGAAGAGCGGAGGAUUCAUGAACAGUUGGUCAAUUCAGCAUGGUGUGGUUUGUUGGCUGCCUUGACCAUCCUUCUUGAGGCAUGUACAGAUGAGGCUGCCACAGAGAAUAUUCUCAAAGCUAUUCAGACUUUUGCUAGUUUGGCUGGUAAGCUUGAGCUUACUACUCCUCGUGAUGCCUUCAUUACUGCCCUUUGUAAGUCAUGUCUCCCACCACACUACACCCUGACGGUGCUCAACAAUGCCAGCGUUGCCGCUGCGGCUUCAUCCUCAUCGGUGUCACGGGGCCAUCAGCGUUCUCCAAGUACUGAAUCACAACACCAGUAUUAUGACUCUGAGGUGCGUCAUCAAGUGGUGGCAGUGGGAACAGCCUUGGCCACACCCUCACUUCCUGUGGGAGCACAACAAGGCCCUGUGAUGUUGACCAAUAAAAAUCUACAGUGUAUGAGAGCAACAUUGUCAAUGGCACAUUGCCAUGGAGGAGUCCUUGGGGCUGCAUGGCAUCUCCUCCUCACAACCCUGCAGCACCUGGUGUGGAUCCUUGGUCUCAAGCCUUCUACUGGAGGAAGCUUAAAAGCUGGACGCAGCACUGCAGAGACGAAUGCAGUGAUCACAACAGCGGUCAUAGCUGAUCUGCCAGUUCUGUCAUCAAUGCUUAGUCGAUUGUUUGAGUCAUCUCAGCACCUUAAUGAUGUGGCUCUUCAUCAUCUCAUUGAUGCACUUUGCCAGCUGUCCAGAGAGUCCAUGGAGCUUGCAUAUACCAAUAGGGAGCCUUCCCUCUUUGCUGUAGCAAAGCUUCUAGAGACUGGUGUGGUAAAUUUGGGUCGUGUGGAGGUUCUGUGGAGGCCAGUAACGAAUCAUCUGUUGGAUGUGUGUCAACAUCCCCAUGUGCGGAUGAGAGAAUGGGGCGUGGAAGCAGUGACUUACCUGGUUAAGGCUGCUCUCACACAUAAACACAACCCACCACUCAAAGACAAUCAGAAAUUGCAAACACUGCUGCUGUCACCAUUGUCUGAGGUGUCGCUGGUUGGCCAUCCUGAUGUACGCCAGAAGCAACUUGAAUCCCUCCUACACAUCCUCCAUUCUUGUGGGGAACUGCUUCAUCAUGGGUGGCCUCUCAUCCUGAACAUAAUUGGGGCCAUUAAUGACAAUCACAGUGAACACCUUGUGCGACUAGCUUUCCAGUGCCUGCAGCUGGUUGUGACAGACUUCUUGCCUCUAAUGCCAUGGAGCUGCUUGCCUCUUACUGUUGACACAGCAGCCAAGUUUGGAUCUCAGACUCAAGAACUAAAUAUAUCAUUGACAGCUAUUGGUUUGAUGUGGAAUAUCUCAGACUACUUUUACCAAAAUCAAGAAAAGUUACGAGUAUCCCUCACCUCAGACAACCAAGUGUUUCCAGACUUCCCAGGGGUGCCCAACAUGCCUCCAUUUGAUAAAUUGUGGAUGUGCCUCUAUGCACGACUGGGUGAUUUGUGUGUUGAUUCUCGACCUGCAGUUCGAAAGUCUGCUGGUCAAACUCUUUUUUCUACUAUUGCUGCUCAUGGAGCUUUGCUGCACAAUCAAACAUGGCAGGCUGUCCUCUGGCAGGUGCUGUUCCCCCUUUUGGACAAAGUCCGUCAACUGUCAGACUCUGCUAGUACCGAUAAGGUGGACCAAGGUGGAAAUAUCCUGAUUCAUCACUCUCGAAAUACACAACAGAAGCAGUGGGCAGAGACUCAGGUACUCACUUUAUCUGGAGUUGCUCGAGUGUUUAGCACAAAGCAGAAGAUUCUUCAAGGUUUGGGAGACUUCCCUCGAGCGUGGGCACUUCUGCUUGAUUUCAUUCAUACUGCUGCUCUUUCUAAAAGCAAUGAGGUAUCUUUAGCUGCUCUAAAAUCGCUGCAAGAGAUGCUUCAGGCUGGACGGUCAUCUGCCCCAUCCACCUCAGGUUUACCAGAAGACUCCACUUCACCUUCACACUUAAAUUCUUCAGUAGUACCAGAGGAUUCCAUUGCCAACUGGAACACUGCUUGGAAGGUUUGGCACACAAUAGGAAGUGAAGUGACCAAGCCACCUCCAGAUGAAGUGACACGAGGCUCAGACGCUUAUAUCCCUUCCCAGCCAUUCCUCACUGCUCUUGUUCAUAUCUUCCCACACCUCUUCCUUCACAUUAAACAUCGCUUUGUUGUGAGUGACUUCACCAGGCUGGCCUCAGUAUUACUAGGAUGUGUGUCUGUGCCAGUGCAUGGAGAUUCCUCACCAUUCAUCCUGCCAUCCUUCACAGAGGUGGUUGUUACACCACUCCAAGAAGGCAUACUUCAGGCUCUUGUAGGAGUGGAAAAGGAAAUAACUGAAGGGAGUGGAGCUUCUAGAGCCAUGGUGCCACAGUUGUUCUCCCUUUUGCUGCAGUUUUCUUCUUACAGCUGUCAGGCUCCAAGUUAUGGCAAUGUCCUCACCAGACCUCACACUUCAAAGGGAUCAACAGACUGGGUAACAAUGAAUUUUGUGCCAUUUGCUGAAAGAUCAAUGUCAAUGGUGGUAUCAUUAUACCAGAAGACUUCAAAUUGGCAAGAGGUUAUUGAAGCAAGUGUUUUGAAGAAUAUUAUUCAGGCCACAAUUACUCCUUUGCGCCUAAAAUACCAAUGUCCUGCUCAAACCACCUGGAAGCUGGUCAUCACCACACUGCUGACAGUGCUUCAAGAAGGCCUUCAGCUGGCACGUGAACAUCCAACACACUUCAAAGAUAUGUGGCCUGUGUUAGGCACAGCCCUUGACAGUUUCCUGUUCUCAAACAGCCCUCCACCAGCUAACCAGAGUAGUGAAGAUGCUGAGAGAGAUGAAGGUAUAGACUGUCAAGUGGUUGAACUUAUAAGGGAAGAAAUUCUUCCGUAUGCUUCAUCCACCCCCAGUGACUUCAUUGUUUCAAUCAUGGUGCUUCUUAAUAAAGGCUCAAUAGAGUCUGCUUCUGGAGUAGAUUCUGCAGAUUGUGAAGGCUUCAAACUGAGAGAAGAAUUUGCAAAAACCUGUUUUGAGACACUUCUUCAAUUCUCCCUUCUCACUCCUUCAGAUCUUGAUCCAGAGCUUGACAAUACAGAUAAAGGCUCAUCCAGGAAGUCUUUGGAAACAAGCAAUGGGUUCACAGCACAAGAUUCUACUAGUUCUUUAGCACAGUCAGACUCCACACAGGUCACCACUAAACUGGCUGUCACUUCACUUCUCCAUAGAUUCAGAGAAGUUCUGGUUAAGUAUGUGGAGGAUGAGAAGCUCAGUGGAAAAUGUCCUUUACCAAGACAUCGUAUUGCUGAAAUAAGCUUUGUUCUAAAGGCUAUUGCUACCUUGUUGUCUUCACUGAAAAAGGCACCAAUAGAAAAAGUGGAUAGCAUGACAUGGACACAACUGAUAGGACUAUACCCUCAUCUGGUUGAAGUUGGAGGGGCCAGCAGCACUGGCUCUCCCCAGUUGUGGCGUUCCCUUAGAGAAGUACUCCUGCAGUAUGCUCAACUCCUGCAUCCUCCAUCCUCUCCAGCAGGCGAGGUUUGUGAUGCCACUGACACUACACACCUGAGCCUUGUGAAUGGGACGUGAGAGAACCAGAAAUUAGUGGUGGUAUUGAAUUUCUUACCUAGAACUUAUACAGAAAGUGUGGAAAAAGCAUAUAUUCAUAGGAAUUUUCUUUAUUAUUACUGUUUUAAUUAGUGUCAAUGUCAUGUUGUCCCAUUUUUAAGUACAGCUGUAAAUUAGUAAUUGUAAAUGCAGUAAUGGUUUGUUGAUAAUUACACAUGACAUUAUUAAUGUCAUAAUGUAUCUUAUUGUUCUUACAUUAAGUGGGGAAGAGACCAAGAUUGACAUUGCUUUGUAUUUUAUGAAUUAUUUUACUAAAUUUAUGCAUAUGCUUACAUUGUUUAAGUACCAAUAAUUUGUGCAAAUGUGUGUGUGUGUGUGUGUGUGUGUGUGUGUGUGUGUGUGUGUGUGUGUGUGUGUGUGUGUGUGCAUUUCUCAUCUUGAAGUGCAGACAGAGUCUGGUUUUGACUGGAGUACAAAUUAUAAUUGUUUACAAUAUUUGCAAAAGAUUUGUUCUAACAGUUUUGUUGAAAUAUAGAAAUAUAUUUUUUUUUCAGUUAC